Messenger RNA from Dromiciops gliroides (monito del monte), 2760 nucleotides. It is a transcript of the gene EFCAB2, whose product is annotated as EF-hand calcium binding domain 2. Lineage: Eukaryota; Metazoa; Chordata; Mammalia; Microbiotheria; Microbiotheriidae. Gene Ontology annotation, molecular function: calcium ion binding. The record is from RefSeq and is a predicted model, not a curated record. The transcript has 8 exons. Bases 158 to 646 code for a protein of 162 amino acids.
AGGACGUGUCUUCUGGAAGGCUCAGGGGCUGCGGAAGCGCCGGGCCUGGUGUUUCUCUCCAUUCCCUUCCCUAACCCCUCCUGAUCCAGGCGGUUUUUCUUUCCCGCCGCCGCCCAGCGCCACCUGGCAUCUCCAGGGCGACCGGGCCGGCAACAAGAUGGCGGACGAUAAAGACAGCGGAGAAGCAGGAAUACAAGAAGUUCAGAAAAAAAUCAAAGAUGCUUUUGAGGUGUUUGACCAUGAAUCCAAUGACACCGUGGAUGUUAGAGAAAUUGGUACAAUUAUCAGAUCAUUAGGCUGCUGCCCAAGUGAAGGAGAACUGCAUGACUUGAUUGCAGAGGUGGAAGAAGAAGAACCCACUGGAUAUAUUCGUUUGGAAAAAUUUCUUCCAAUGAUGGUUAAAGUACUCUUGGAGAGAAGAUACAGACCAAUUCCAGAAGACCUUCUUCUUCAAGCAUUUGAGGUGUUAGAUUCAGCUAAAGAAGGAUUUCUUACUAAAGAAGAGUUGGUCAAGUUUAUGACCGAAGAAGGUGAGCCUUUUACACAGGAGGAAAUGGAAGAAAUGUUGUCUGCUGCACUCGAUCCAGAAACAAACACAAUUCAGUACAGAGACUAUUUAGCAAUGAUGGUGAUAGAUGAAAAUUAAAAGGUUACUGACUCUUUCCCUUCUCAUACUAAGAAGUCCUGCAUUCAUUCUGGUGGUAAACUGGAGCCCACUGCUGGAGAGGCAACCUUGGGGCUUGAGGGACAUGAUCUCUGGGCUAGGCUUGAGGAGCUGGUGAGCAAUUAUCUAGAUAAACUGCUAAAGUAUUAGUGCCCUCAAAGACUUUGAUGUUUGGUAGAAAGCUGACUCCUUCUCAGAGAUUCAAAGGGCUUUUCAGCAGCCUUGCCAGGACACUCAACUUUAAAUCACCUACAACCUUCUUUCAACUUCAACUAGUUUAGAAGAUGGAGGAACUGUUGCUUUUUGAUGUGAAUCAUCAGGAUUAAUGUAAUAGAUUCCUUGGAAAGUUACCCUUUCAGAUUACUCAGAGACUAGGCAAACGUGGCUAAAUUCCUCAUUCCUUAAAUAAAAUAUCUGCUCAUUCAUUCAUCUUUCUUUCUCUAAUACUGUUAUUUAAUGUGAGAAGAUUAUUUUUUCCCUUAAAGGUUAUAGUCAUCAUGGAUCAGUAAAGAAAGCAGAACAGAAGGCUAUUGAUAUGUUACUUUUGUGAUAUCAUUAGGUUUUCAUACCAAUGGAAUCUGAAAGAAGCUAUUGAGUACUCAUCAGAAAAUUACUUCCAAUUAUUGGUAAUCUGCAGUCAAUUCAACCUACUGGUCAUAGGUUAUGAGAGAUGCAACUACAGUGGGGUGAUUAGGGCUUUGACUUAGGGUGCCAAAUUUAACAGGCACCAAUAGCAAUGUCACUUGCCAUGAGUAGCUGAAUUUCUUCCAUUCUUCUCUCUCCCUUCCCCAAUAUCAGUUUCACCAGUGUCCUAGGGCAUUUAUCAUCCUGCCAUGAGUUGAUGUCUUGGCCCCCUGUUCCCACUUGAUGGUACCUUUCAUGUCACUUGUAUUGCAUGCCAAAAUUUCACAAUUAUAGCUCUGUAUGAUACACACACAUAUAAAUAAAUGCUUGCUAUCAGCAUGGGAAGAUGUCUUGCAUUAAUUUCUUAUCUACCUAUUUUUCAAUAUUCAAUUCUAUUUGUUAAACAUUUAUUAGUUAGGUAUAUUUUUUGCCCAGCACUGUACUAAGCAUUUAGGUAGAUGGAGAGAUGAAGACACAAAUGUGGAAUAUUUAGUGUUCAUGAGAAGUGUUGGUGUAGUAUCUAGCCCCUGGGAGACAUGGAAUGGAAAUUUCCACUCUACAGAAGAGCAGAGGCCAAGAUGUUUGGACAAUCCUCUCCAUCCUCCUCUCCCCACUUCUGUACCCCUCUACCCCCAUCAAAUAACUCCAAAUAUGCAAAUUCUCUUUCAUAUAUGAGAACAAUGUGUCUAAAUUCUAGGAAUACGUGAAAGCAAUGAUGACAAUCUCAUUAGUAUGAAUCAUGUAUAUAUUUUAGCAUGACUCAGUAUGUUUAGACUGGAAAUAUGAGGACAGAGUUGAUUUUGCUCUGUUUAACUUUCAAUUUCUUCAGAGUGACAGUGAAAAGAGAAAGAUACAUUAAAAGGACAUCAAACAAAAGGAUGUAUGAGCUUCACAACUUCCUUCCUUGAUCUCUCUUAACAAGCACUCAUUGGUAUGCAUGAUAAUGUUCUCUUGUUUAAAAAAAUCUCCUGCCUUCUCCUCCAAAGACUAUUCCCAGAUGCCUUCAUGUAUAAAUUUCAUGUAUGAACCAUAAUGAAAACUGACUAGUUUGCCAUUGAUCUUUUUCCAACGAUCUGUUUCCUCCAUUAUUCAUUGUUAGGUUGGUGGAUAAUUUGAGAGUAAAUUGAAUCACUCUUGAGCAGGUUUCUUGUUUCUUGAAUGGAAUAGAGAAGGGAUUUGAUGUAGUUUUGAAACUAUGUUAAAGAGUGAUGCUAUUGAUAAAAAAUAGUUGAAAUUAUUAUUUGAAUACUGAGUGGGACAAGGGGAUCUGUUACUGGAUCAGUCCCUGCAGAGGGGUUGGGGGAAGUGACUCAUGGAGGCAUCUCUCACAGAUGACAGUGGGUAGACUCAUUAUACAAUGGGGGAUGGGAACAUUGUGGGAGCAGUUCUCCCCCCAAUGAAAACCAUCCUUUUAAAAAUGUUAUUGGGGGCAGCUAGAUGGCACAGUGGAUAAAGCAACGGCCCUCGAUUCA